Molecule: messenger RNA, 1215 nt
Organism: Trametes versicolor FP-101664 SS1
Lineage: Eukaryota; Fungi; Basidiomycota; Agaricomycetes; Polyporales; Polyporaceae
Exons: 3
Coding region: 1-1215 (404 amino acids)
Source: RefSeq, a predicted model, not a curated record
AUGGAAAGCCUUGCCGUCGAGCUCCUCAUGGCUAUCUUCGCAUUCGCGUGCACGGAUGGGGGCCGCACGGGAUGCUCGCUCGCUCUAGUGUGCAAGCACUUCCGCGAGGUCUCCAGGCCGCUGCGCUUCCACUCUGUCGCCCUCACUGGUGUGCCGGACCAGCUCAAACGGUUUUUCGUUCUGUUUGAACGAGAACGCGCUGCUCUGGGAGCGACUUCCGCACCCAAAGUGCGUCACGCGUUCAUAAGGACAGAACGCGUAGAGGGUAGCCCAUUGGAUCAAGCUUCGUCCACGUCCGUGUCUGGGGAGACCCGGGCCACCCCCAGCGAAGAGGACAUUGGACAUGGACAGUGCCGCGAAGACGAGGACGAGGACGAUGCCGCACCGCCACGUACGCGCUCCGAGUACACGGAGCUCGUCUCUGCUUUGCUGCGCGCAAUCGCACCGACGCUCGAGACACUCGUAUUCCUCCCAUUGAACAUCACACGCGAUGCGGAGCCAUUGGAUCCGGGAAUCAUUUUCCCUGUACUGCGUGAGAUCACGCUCGGCAGCCCGCUGUUGUAUCACAUGUCGAGCAACCCCAGAUCGCUCCUGCCACAGCGGGCAUAUCCUUCCCUCACGCGCCUGCAUCUGCGACGGAGUACUGAUGGACAGCGGAGUGAUGACUGGGUGUAUCACGCCCCGGGCCUCACGUAUAUCUCGGUCUCUAGCGUGGGCUAUAGAACGCACGUAACAAGCUUCAAACUUUUCUUCGACUGCUCUGGGACUCAACCUGCGGAGCAACCCUUCAAGAAGCUGCAAACACUGAUCAUUCACCUCGCCCCGCCGCCGUCGGUACGGUUUUGCCAUGGGACGCCGCGUCUGCGGUACGAGCGCGUCGUCGCCGCGCUCUGGGAGUCGCAAGCCGAGGCGACGGUGCCCGUCUAUAUCUUCCCCACGGGAAAGGACAAAAUGGAGGGGGACUGGUCAGGCGCGGGGAGCGCGUGGUAUGGGGACGUUGACCGAGAGGAGUGGGAGGACCGGAUGCAGGGCGGAGUCGGCUGUUGGGGCGUCGAGAACGAGUAUGCGCGCCGCGCAUACAAGGAGAAGGAGACUCCGGUGGUCCGGCGCGCCAGAGAGAGGAUGAACGGCUCGCAACUGCAGAGCGAUCCCGGGCCAUGGCGAUCUAGCCAGGGGGUUGCCCGGACGGUGCUAGAGCCCGGCACGGGUCUAUAG